GGUCCGCUUCCUAUUACGCACUACCAACGUUUUUGCCUACCACGUCAAUCGUAAAAAGGCAGACAGCACACUGUCUGCAUUUAACUAGACUAAAGUAACGACCAUCACGAUGUCAGCUACAGCUCGCGCAGAGGCUCGUCGCAAAGCUAUUCUCAGCAGAGGAAAUGACCGCCUGUCGAAAUUGACGACGACUGCUCGCGGAGAAGAUGCUCCAGCUUAUUUGAAUGCUGAUAUCCCUCCCAGAGCUGCAGCUGCUAGUUUUGUGGGCGAAGGGCCGAGUAUACCUCCACCACCAGACAUGCAUCCCCCGUUCUCUUUCGGACAAGCAGGCCUUGGCGGAGCAGCACCCGACCCAUCCGUUUGGUCAGAAGAGCAUCAAAAGCAGUUCUUUCAAGCUCUCAUGGGUGGCGCAGCCAAUUCUCCGCCAUUUCCUCAACCUCAGAUCUCAGCUGUGGCCUCCAAUGGAACAACUCCACCUCCUCCAGGUGAUCCUUUUGCUGCUAUCAUGAAUUCCUUGCAGCAAAUGGACCCGUCUCGUGGCGGCGCUACUGGAAAAGUACCCGCUCCUCAAGCACCUGCAAAGCCCCCCUCGAUCAUGCAGAAGUUCACGCCAUUGCUACACAUUUUGUGCACAUGGUUCAUUCUGGCAUUUUUUGUUCUUUUCAAAGAGCCUCAAAUAUUAGUCGAGCGCAGUGGUGGCACUUCGGAAAUUUUCUGGAAACGUUGGGCAGAGCUUGCCUGGAGAAGCUCUAGCAUUGACGGCUGGGGAGUGCAGUUUGUGCCGUUUAUGUGGGCGUUUAUGACUGUGCAAGUGAUGCUUCACUCCAUACGUAUAUACACGGGCAAUAACCAAGUGCAGCCUCCGGCUUUGUUGGCGCUAGCUCUGCCUCACUUGCCCCCACCAUUCCCAUCCAUCAUUACGAAUGGCCUGCGCUAUAUCAGGAUGGGAGGCGCUAUUCUUGAUGAUCUGUCGGCGGUUGUAUUUGGAAUUGGGAUGGUUGUGCUGAUCGCUGGAUGGUUCGCUGGAUGACUGGUCCACUCCUAUGUAAAUUCCGCCAGU
Molecule: messenger RNA, 1060 nt
Organism: Suillus clintonianus
Lineage: Eukaryota; Fungi; Basidiomycota; Agaricomycetes; Boletales; Suillaceae
Exons: 4
Coding region: 110-1030 (306 amino acids)
Biological process (GO): retrograde vesicle-mediated transport, Golgi to endoplasmic reticulum
Source: RefSeq, a predicted model, not a curated record